Messenger RNA from Pyricularia oryzae 70-15, 1844 nucleotides. RefSeq names its product disulfide-isomerase A6 precurso. Bases 256 to 1671 code for a protein of 471 amino acids. Gene Ontology annotation, biological process: response to endoplasmic reticulum stress. Gene Ontology annotation, molecular function: protein disulfide isomerase activity; protein-disulfide reductase activity. The record is from RefSeq and is a predicted model, not a curated record. The transcript is spliced from 2 exons. Gene Ontology annotation, cellular component: endoplasmic reticulum lumen. NCBI's taxonomy places the organism in Eukaryota, Fungi, Ascomycota, Sordariomycetes, Magnaporthales, Pyriculariaceae.
GUGAUCUUCCACGACCACGGUGGCCUCUUUCCCAUAUUGGCAAUAAGACAACUGUGCGGAGGUGGAACUUGGCGGUCCAUAUAGCAUCAAUCAAUCUCUCGCUGGUCGUUCUCUUCCAACUUUGCUUUGCUCUCUGAACCUACAAGCAAUUAUCAGACACCCUUCACCGAUUGAGCUCAAAUCUAGAGCUAGCUUCAAGCUUCUCCUCAGCUCUCCACACCACGCAGGUGUCGUAUCCACUAUAAAUCAACGGAGAUGCAUCACCCCACGUCACUUUGCGCCGUCGCAACGGCAGUGUUGGCGAUUCUUCCAGGCGCUCAAGCUGGCUUCUACCCCAAGAGCUCAGGCGUCUUGGAGAUCACUGGCAAAAACUACCAAGACUUGGUUGCCAAUUCCAACAAAACCACUAUACUCGAAUUCUUUGCACCAUGGUGUGGACAUUGCAAGAACCUGAAGCCAGCGUACGAAAAGGCUGCCAAGAACCUUGAGGGUCUGGCAAAGGUGGCAGCAAUCGAUUGCGAUGAUGAGAUGAACAAGCCGUUCUGCGGCUCCAUGGGUAUCCAGGGCUUCCCUACUCUCAAGAUUGUGCGCCCGCCAAUGAAUAAAGGAAAGCCACUAGUUGAGGACUACAAUGGCCCGCGUUCGCCUUCUGGGAUUGUUGAUGCUGUCGUCGAACGAAUCAACAACCAUGUCAAGAGGGUCACAGACAAGGACCUCGACGACUUUCUCUCCAAGACCGAAGGGCCCAAGGCCAUUUUGUUUACGGAAAAGGGCACCGUUAGCACACUUCUCAAGGGUGUAGCCAUUGACUUUUUAGAUGUCAUUAAAAUCGCGCAGAUCAGGAACAAGGAGAAGGGCGCCGUGGAAAAGUUCGGCAUCGAGAAGUUUCCCACCCUGAUACUCAUCCCAGGAAAGGGAGAGGAGCCGAUCAAGUACGACGGUCCGGUUAAAAGGGCAGAUAUGGUGAAGUUCUUGUCUCAGGCUGGUGGGCCAAACCCUGACCCGGCACCGAAGAAGAAGGCGGACAAGAAGUCAAAGAAGGCUGGCACCAAGAAGGCUGAGCCCGAGGAUACACCAUCUGCCGAGUCGGCCGAGUCGACCGAGACUGUCAAAACACCUGUCAUCACUGAGGCUGCACCACCAAUUCCCACCAUCCACGACUCCAGCAAGCUGGCCAAGGAGUGCCUCAACGAGAAAUCAACUACUUGUGUGCUCGCUUUCGUGCCCGCCGAAGCCGAGCGUAGCAAGGACACCCAGGCUGCUCUUGACGCUCUGGCAGACCUUGUGCACAAGUACGCACAGGCCAAACGCAAGCUGUUCCCAUUCUUUGCCAUCCCGAGCAGCAACCCUAGCAGCGCGUCUGUCAUCAAGGCCUUGGAGCUUGGGGACAAGCCUAUCCAACUGGUCGCCGUCAACGCCAGGAGGAACUGGUGGAGGCAGCAUCCUGGCGAGGAUUUCAGCGCUCAGGGCAUCGAGAACUGGGUCGACGCGAUCCGUAUGGGUGAAGGCGCCAAGAAGAAGCUACCUGAGGGUCUUGUGAUCGAGGCUGCGGAGGCUACCGGUGCUGAAGACAAGGCCGGUACUGCCAGCGAGUCUACAAGCGAGACCAAGGGCUCUGACCCUGUGCCAGAGCCUGAGACUGCCAAGCCUGCCGGGCAUGACGAGCUGUGAGCGUAGGAUAAAAAUUAGGAAAAUCUCAUUGUUGUGCGAUCUGUGUUGGUUUUGUUCACAUAUAUGUAUUGUUAAGCGGUCCGUUAGUUGCAAAUUCAAAAUCCGACAUAUGAACAUUCCUUGUAUCCGGAGGUUUCCGGUGUUUUAUGCUUGAAUGCGAUGCUCCAAAACCC